AUGCCUGCUUCCCACUCUCGGGUUCAGUCCGACGAUAUCGGCGAGUCCAUUGUCGUCCAAGCAGAGUCUGCUGAAGACCUUCGGGUCUCUUCUCCGCUACGAGCAACACGACCGGAGGUAGUUAUCAGGAUGGAAUCACACUCAGACGAUGUCGGCGAUAAAGACGACUUUGAGAAACGAGUAUCAACAGAGGCCAGACCGCAUCUGUCUAUCCCCAAAUCAUGGAAUUCUGUCAGAGACUCGACCUUUGAACGCCCAUCUGAUCAAGAAGCCACAAAGCCGAGGAAGUCUUUGCCAGGCCAAGAAACCAGACCUGGAGAACCUUCACGCGGACGCAAACGGAAAGCUCUCUCGGAUGAAGAUCGUCAAAGGGCAAAUCUCGUGCGCAGACUUGGAGCUUGUGACAAUUGCCGGCGACGGAAGCUAGCUUGUUCUCCGAGCCAUGAACGCGGGGAAGGCCAUGCUUUACGACUCGCUCUUGCGACAUAUCAGAAACCUGAAAAGCCUACCAAUGCUGCGGAGCCCAGAGUCAGCAGGAAAGAUGUUGCUAGAAACCAUCGAGCUUCUAUCAGAUCUGGUGAUGCCUCGGAAUAUGCUGCCUUCAGUGGCUCACACGCAUUUACAUUUCAUGUAGAUCCAGAUUCCAUCUCCGACGUUGAGAUUCGAACUCGUCAUGCCAACCUACAGAAAUUUGGCCAGUCUUUGACUCGAGCGGCUAGGUCAACUUUCCCGAUCACUUCCCCGUCGAUGUAUACAUCAGUCCAUGUACUAUUGCUACGAUGGCAAGAUGAUGAUACCGGUGUAUCAAAGGAGGCUGAACGGCUUGCUGAGGUGUUCUUGAAUCUUUACCACUUCGAAGUCACCGUCGGCUUGAUACCAAGUGACUCUCCAUCACGGUGGCUUAGUCGGAAGAUAUUGAACUUCGUUGAAUUGGACGACGACAGUCGUCAAACGCUGAAGAUUGUUUGUUAUGGUGGGCAUAGCUUUAUUUCAGAGACUAAGCAAUGCAUGUGGUCGAAUGACCGCCGCUUCAGCAGCACAGUAUCAUGGCAAGGUUGUCAAUCCCUGCUCGAAGAAGCACAAUCAGAUGUCCUGAUUCUCCUCGAUGCUUGCGGUGUCGGCAAUGCAAGCUCAUCAGUUGGCAAUGGGGCGACGGAGGUGAUCACAGCUGGUGGCUGGUAUGGCGCAGCUUUGCCAGAAGUAGGACCUUUUAGUUUCACAACUACUUUGACCGCCGAGCUUCGACAACUUUCGACUCGAGAAUUCUUCACCAUAGACCAACUUUACCAACAGAUGCUUGCUAGAAUCCAGAGCCAGCUAUCAUCUGAUGACGAAAAGCGGCGCUAUCCGACUCCGUAUCAUUUCAUCUCGAAGAAAGAUACUUCUUUGACGCAAAGCAUAACUCUAUGCCCACUUCAAGACUCCCUACUACCAGGUCGUUCUGGUGGUCGAGAUACUAGGACACCUGGUCGGAAGAGCUCCGAUGACUUGCAUCCUGGCAUGGCUUUGACUGUCAAGUUCAAAGACUCGUAUGACCCGUCGGACUUAGCUACGGACAAUUUUAUGGAAUGGCUGCGCGCUAUUCCAUUGCCGGCAGAAGCGAUGAACGUGGAGGCUGGCUAUGCAAAGUUUUGA
Messenger RNA from Mollisia scopiformis, 1635 nucleotides. RefSeq lists its product as uncharacterized. The transcript is spliced from 4 exons. Gene Ontology annotation, biological process: proteolysis. Bases 1 to 1635 code for a protein of 544 amino acids. Gene Ontology annotation, molecular function: cysteine-type endopeptidase activity. The record is from RefSeq and is a predicted model, not a curated record. Lineage: Eukaryota; Fungi; Ascomycota; Leotiomycetes; Helotiales; Mollisiaceae.